Molecule: messenger RNA, 681 nt
Organism: Boeremia exigua
Lineage: Eukaryota; Fungi; Ascomycota; Dothideomycetes; Pleosporales; Didymellaceae
Exons: 4
Coding region: 1-681 (226 amino acids)
Source: RefSeq, a predicted model, not a curated record
AUGACCGAAGAUGACGACGUUAGUCGUUGCAAAACUGCGCGCAGACACUCUGUUGUCGAUCAAAAUGUCGAGCUCGGCAGUCGUUCGCCCCGCCAGCCCAGGCAACCUGAAAUACGCCUAAAUCAACAUUAUACCAGUAAAGUCAGCCCAGAAAAGGCCGCCCUUACCCAAGAGAUUUCAUGCCAGAGGGUUGAGAAUAGGUGGAUUCAAGAUGGUGGCGCCGAUCGCAGCAAGUUUAUAGCUGACUCAGGCGAGGGACACUGUCUUGAAACGCAGUCGAUUGGUAGGCAGCUCGGCAACAACAGCGUAAGUGGGUGGGCCAACGGUGACCUGGAAGGCGAGGAAGAAGAGCAUCAUGAACGCAGCCGAAGAGAAGAUCACCGCGUUGCUCGAUGUGGCGGUGCCGAUGAAGCCCACAAUCAACGGACACAGCAGCAUCACGCUCUAUCUUAUCAGGCACGGCAGGCCGCCUCGGAAAGGGCAUACGUAUGGUUCUUGGGCUCUAGGAACGUUUUACGCAGCUUUAGGACAGUGUCCGACCAAUUUACGGUGAUGAACCCCUCUUGGAUGAAGAAAUAUGUCUGCGGUCUGAAGCACGUCCUGUCCGUCCAUAAGAGGCUUCUCUCUUGGUGUGUGUGUGGCUCAGGCCAUGUUACCGAACCCGGUUCAUCGAUUAGAUGA